UCAUAUGUUGUUGUCUCUUUGUCCUCUUCAGUUAUUACUCCACAAAUUUUUUUAAACCAAAUAAACUGUGUAAACUUCUUCCCGUCGGUUUUGUUUCUUCUUUCAGCUUAUUUCUCCGCCAUUGUUCCGCUUUUCUUGAAAUAAUAUAUAUUCUUUGUAUACACUUUACACAGCACAUAUAUAUCCGUACUCUAUCUGUAUGUAUAUAACCGUCCACCAUCUUUGAAGCGAUCAAGAAUAACAAGAAAUUUCUGGGUUUUACUUGCCUUGUCUGAACCAUUAGAGAAACCAAGAAAAGAAGGAGGAAUCGGGUUUCAUGAAAUGUGCUUGAUUAAAAGAGUAAUAAAAGAAAAUUGAUCACGUGUUUGACUUCUGCUUUCCCCUAAAAAAGUGGGGAUUUCCCUUUUGGAGCCAGCUUUCAUAUCCAAGUUGAUGCAGAUUUUUUAAAUCUUUUGUUCACAUGAUACCUGGUUAAAGGAACUAAAUAAAAUCCAGUAAUUGAAGCCAUUCUUCUAUUUUUACCGGAAGACAAUGGGUUAUGGUAAUUCAAGAUCUGUAAGGUUUAGAGAUGAUCUUGAAUUAGCCAAGCACCCAACAGUUAAUGGAGAUGGAUUAAGUAAGUUUACAUACAACAUUGAUGUAACACAGGUAUCUGAGUCUAGUUCUAAGAAAUCCGAGAAGGAGGCAACGAAGAAGAGUGUAAAGUCAUUGAAAUCUAAAGUACUAUCAAGAGUUUUCUCUGAGGAUUAUGACAGAGUAAAGAAGAAGAUAUUAGACCCUCGAGGACCCAUAAUUCAUAGAUGGACUAAGAUUUUUUUAAUAGCUUGCUUAGUUUCUUUGUUUGUUGAUCCUUUAUUCUUUUACUUGCCAGUAGUCUCCAAGGACUCUUGCAUACAUAUUGGAAUACCCCUUGAAGUAUCCCUUACAAUUGUUAGAACAAUAGCUGAUAUCUUUUACAUGAUUCAGAUUUUCAUUCGUUUUAGAACUGCUUAUGUUGCGCCUUCUUCUCGUGUUUUUGGGAGAGGGGAGCUUGUUAUAGAUUCUAAAAAGAUUGCAGAAAGGUACUUUCAAAUGCAUUUCUUGAUCGACCUUGUUGCUGCCCUGCCUCUUCCUCAGGUUUUGAUUUGGUUUGUUAUCCCCAAUCUUGGUGGUUCAACAAUGACAAACACCAAAAAUGUACUUCGCUUCAUAAUUAUUUUUCAGUACCUUCCAAGACUUUUUCUCAUCCUUCCACUUUCAUCAAGAAUUAUUAAGGCUAAUGGUGUCGUGACCGAAACAGCCUGGGCAGGAGCUGCUUAUAAUCUGAUGCUAUACAUGCUAGCAAGCCAUGUAAGUGCAAAGGAACUCUUCAUUUUUAUAAAUAUUUUAAUGGAUGGAAUCCUCAACUUGUUCUAUACUUUCUUCGGUAAAAAGGUUUUAGGAGCUUGUUGGUAUCUUCUGGCAAUUGAACGACAAGAAGCAUGUUGGAGAAGUGUUUGUAAUUUGGAGAAGGCGUCUUGUAGAUACGAAUAUUUUGAUUGCCAUCAAUUGCAUGACCCAGUUAGGGAGUACUGGUUCAAAUCAAGCAAUGUCACAAACCUAUGUAAUCCAGAUAAUAGUUACUAUCAGUUUGGAAUAUUUGGUGAUUCUUUGACAUUCGGUGUUACAAUUGCCACGUUUUUUGACAAAUACUUCUAUUGUCUUUGGUGGGGCUUAAAGAAUCUGAGUUCAUUAGGGCAAAAUCUCUCCACAAGUACUUAUGUAGGUGAAAUAAUAUUUGCCAUCAUUAUCGCAACAUUAGGCCUGGUUCUUUUUGCAUUGCUCAUUGGGAAUAUGCAGAGAUACCUACAAUCAACGACAGUUCGUCUAGAAGAGUGGAGAAUAGGGAGAACUGACACAGAACAAUGGAUGCAUCACAGACAACUGCCACCAGAGCUUAGACAAUCGGUUAGGAAAUAUGAUCAAUACAAGUGGGUUGCCACCAGAGGAGUUGACGAAGAAGUUCUUCUCAAAGGUCUUCCGAUGGAUCUCCGAAGAGACAUCAAGCGCCACCUUUGCCUUGAUUUAGUUCGACGAGUCCCAUUAUUUGAUCAAAUGGAUGAAAGAAUGCUGGACGCUAUAUGUGAGAGGCUAAAACCUGCAUUGUCAACUGAAGGCACAUUUCUAGUGCGUGAAGGUGAUCUUGUUAAUGAAAUGCUUUUCAUAAUCCGAGGCCAUCUUGAUUCUUACACUACUAAUGGAGGUCGAACUGGAUUUUUCAACUCAUGCCGAAUUGGUCCUGGUGAUUUUUGUGGAGAGGAAUUGCUAACAUGGGCAUUAGACCCUCGACCAAGCAUCAUCCUUCCAUCAUCUACUCGUACGGUCAAAGCCAUUUCAGAAGUUGAAGCAUUUGCAUUGAGAGCAGAAGACUUGAAAUUUGUAGCCUCACAAUUUAGAAGACUACAUAGCAAGCAACUAAGACAAAAGUUCAGAUUCUACUCGCAUCAAUGGCGAACAUGGGCUGCGUGUUUCAUACAAGCAGCUUGGAGAAGAUAUAAGAAAAGAAAGGAAGCAACUGAACUUAGAGCUAGAGAAAAUCCUACAGAAGCUGAGCCUGAAUCUGCAUAUGCUGUAAGGCUAGCAGCAAGCACUAGACGGACUGUUAUUAAGCAUUCUGCUUCGGAUUCUAAUAUAGUGCGAUCGCUGCAGAAGCCAGCAGAACCUGAUUUUUUAGUAGAGGAUGAUUGAAUUUUCAGGAUCUUUUUUUUCCAAUUCAUCCUUGCGUAGAAAUUAGAUUAUUUGAUGUACAUUAAUUUAUUAUUUUGGGAAAACAAUGAGGACUUCUUCAAGUUCUAUUGCUUCUGUUUAUAUGUUUAUAAGCAUCACAAGAUUAUAGUUUUAGAGGAUCUUGUUAGACAUUGAAGUUGAGUCUAAUUUUUCUGUUUUGUACUAUAAUAUAAAUGAACAAGUAUAUCCUUUUAUGUA
This is a messenger RNA of Jatropha curcas, 2943 nucleotides long. NCBI's taxonomy places the organism in Eukaryota, Viridiplantae, Streptophyta, Magnoliopsida, Malpighiales, Euphorbiaceae. The record is from RefSeq and is a predicted model, not a curated record.